Messenger RNA from Caenorhabditis auriculariae, 1776 nucleotides. The record is from the annotation of a GenBank genome assembly. Lineage: Eukaryota; Metazoa; Nematoda; Chromadorea; Rhabditida; Rhabditidae.
AUGGCCGUCCGAAAUACCGGAUGUUUUGACCUGUUGCCAGCUGAUAGAGCCGCCGUGCUCACUGCACUUUUUCAGGUUUGUUGAACAUUUUUUUGAAGUUAUAUUCAAGUUACUUUUUUUCGGUAGUUUUUUUAUUCUAAAUUUUUAAUUUUUUUAGGUUUUUCUCUAAAAAGUAGCUAAGGUGGCUCAAACUGUGUGAAAAAUCUUGCAGAGAUUUUGUUAAUAUUUCGAAUUUUUUUCUCAUUAUUUAUUUCUAAUAAAAAAACAGACGUUUAGUAUUGUCAAUUUUUUUUUCCACUUGAGAGCCAAGGGAGGCAGAGAAGUGAGCGGGACGCGUAGCGUGUGCGUACGCUGUUUUCGGCACAACUGUCAGCGGCUAUUUGGGGAGCUCGUCUACCGCUCUUUUCAUUCCUUUUUCGAUUCUUUAUUGAUUCAUUGAUUUUUUUUGUUGAAAAUAGUUUAACAAAGACAAAAAGAGCUGUGACCGAGCUCUUUCGAUAGUCAGUGGCGCUUGAAUUGAACUCGUACCAAGAACCGCAACGCACACGCUACGCGUCCCGCCCCCUUCUUCGCCUCCCUCGCCUUUCAAAAAAAGGAUUGAUUAUAGUUCGAAUCAAAAAAAUUCAUCUUCUCUUCUCUGGUUUUUUUAACACUACUACCAAAUAUCAGAAAACCUUCGACUUUCAAUUUUUUGCGAAAAAAGAGAAUAGUCCCUUCAAAAAAAAAAAAAACAUAUUCUCCAUAGUAGAUUCGGCUUGGAAAUCACACAAAAAACAAACCUAAAAUCAUUUUCCAUCCCUUUUCAGGUCUUCACAAUGAUCGUGGAAAUUCUGUCCUACUUGGCCUUGGAAUCUCGUGGAUUCAUCGUCUCCAGGACUCUUUUCCGGACUGUUAUUUUCACGGUCGGCUUCAUCUACGUCUGCGGAGCCGUGUUAUCGGUUGAAAGUUGAGAAUAUUGCUUUUCUAUUCAAAAAAUAACAGAUAAUCGGGGUCUGUCGGCGUCAAGUUCUCUUGGUCAACAUCCAAGCGACUUUAACCACGACUAUAAUGAUUUUGACCGACGCUCUCGCCAUUUCGAUCAUCUUUUUGAUGGCUGUUGGUUGGUUUCUGUUUUGAAAUCUUCAAUUUUUUUCAAAAAAAAAAAACCUUGAAUCAAAAAAAUUUGAGGGAAUCGAAGCACAUUCCUCAACUCGUUGCCAAGCCGUUUCGUAGAUGAGCAACGUUUUUAUUCGUGAGUUUUUCUUCAUUUUUUGAUUAAAUUCAAUUUUGGAAAUUUUCCAAGCUUGCGGAGGAAGAUAGAGUGUAACUUAUCGUGAAUACCAUUUUAUAGUUUUCAUUCUAUCUCUUUCGAUCAAAUUAACUCCAGACAUACUUUUUGCAAAUUUAAAACGCUUCAAUUUUUCAUCGUUUUUCUGGGAAAUUAAAUUAAAUUUUCGCAGCGUAUUUCGGUAUUACAAUCUGAGAAAUUCUCAAUUAAUUCAAAUUCUUUUGCGCUCCAAAUGGCUCCAAAACAGCUUGGUUGGCUGAAAAACAGUUCAAAAAAACAAAACAAAAAAUUGCAGAGCACUUGGACCAUUCUGGAUGUACCUCGGUGCCAUUACCCUACACAUUACCGUCGCAAUAAAUAUGGCCUUUUUGCAAUCUUUCAACACCUACACCAAACUCUUACAGGUAUUCGGAAAAGUUCCGCGAUUCAACCUGUUUUUUUUUCAGAAAGACGGACAGCUGGCAAAAACUGCGUUGCGCAACUUUUCUGCUUCGCAAACCUUUCAAUAA